This is a messenger RNA of Dichomitus squalens LYAD-421 SS1, 1249 nucleotides long. RefSeq lists its product as uncharacterized. Bases 179 to 1222 code for a protein of 347 amino acids. The record is from RefSeq and is a predicted model, not a curated record. NCBI's taxonomy places the organism in Eukaryota, Fungi, Basidiomycota, Agaricomycetes, Polyporales, Polyporaceae. The transcript has 3 exons.
GCUAUCCUUAAGCAGAGUCAUGCAGGGGCUCAUUUCUGGGGUACCAGAGCUCGGCCGUACGCUGCUGAGCAGCCUGCGCAAUUCAACGCCAUGCCUUCGGCAUAACCGUUACGCGCCUCACCGAGGAAGAUGGCAAACGGUCUCUCGUGCGCGACGACUCACAACUGGGGUCCACGAGAUGAAGGGAGACCUUCCGCAGCCAGAACGCAGACUGUCGCGGCAGUAUCGAAUAGUCCGCACUCUUGAUCCAACCAAGCUUACUCCGAGCGACUACGUCGACUUCAGCGAGAAGUUCAUUCCACGCGUCAAUAUUGUCACUCAGUCUUCCCAUCCCGAAGACGCCACAAACCUGUUGCCUCAAAGGCUCAGCGCCGGCGUCAUUGCGACGGGAUUUCGAGACCGCAGGUUCCCUCCCAACACUGCCGGAUUCCUCUACUAUCACACCCCUCCGUACAGCCCCCCGCUCGCAGGAGAAGUUCGCUUUCGCGUCACACCUUCCCCGGAUCCUGCCAGCUUCACCCAGGGGUACGACUUGCUCAUGGACUACGGGGUGCGCUGGAAUAUACCACUCCUCUACAUGACCGACAAGAAGGGUUACACGGGCCUGCAUACACUCCUACUCCAGGAUGGACUGGUGACCCCGCAGCUUUCGGACAUCGCCGCAUCUGCGGUGGAAGGACUGAACAAAACGGCACACGGACGUAAGAUAUCCUUCCGUAGGACGGCCUUGGUGAGCUCGUUCGGGCGAGGGUUCUACAUUCGGGUCGGACACCACAACGGAUAUUGCAUGUCCAUCGGCACGGACACCGUCGUAAAGAAGCGUGUCGAAUGUGUCGCUGAGUUCCGUGUUCCUGUGGACGGUAGCGGAGGGGGUGCGCAGUAUUCCCCUUAUGAAGGCUCUACGAUCUGUUGCUUUGAGCCUUCGACGCUUCCUGAACACGCUGGGAAACGCGUCGUGGUACUCCGGAUACUGCGUCUCCUCGACAGCGACCCCAUUCGACCAAUGCCGCCUCCUAACAAACACGAGUACCCCUUGUCGAAGCUGAGACCCCGCGAAGGGCAGCUGUUGAUGACAAUGCGAUGGGGAAAAGUGCAACCGUGGUCGGUGGAUGUGGAUAAGGACACAACACGGCCUGAUACUCAUGUGGAGAUGGGCAGGAUGCUAAGGAUCCUGUACGAGAAUCAGGAACUGUACGGUUCGCCACCGGAACCCUUUAUUUGACAAAUGCAACACCUUGAUGUAAAACCC